This is a messenger RNA of Paramecium primaurelia, 309 nucleotides long. Lineage: Eukaryota; Ciliophora; Oligohymenophorea; Peniculida; Parameciidae. The record is from the annotation of a GenBank genome assembly.
AUGUCUUACUAAAUGAAUAAAGCUCAAUCCAAUAAUAAAUUUUAUAUCAUUUCAAAGAAAAAAAAAAUAAAUAUAAAAUUCAUACUAAAAUUCAAACAAAUUUUAGUGAAUUAAUUGAUGUUAUUAUUCUCACAAUACCAUAAAUGUAACAACAAGGAAAUUCAUAAGAAUUGUUCAAUCUAUUGUUUUGAUUAACUUUAGAGAUUCAAGAAUUUUAUUAUAAUAGAUAAUUAAAUUAGCAUUAUUUAAUUAUGCAUGAAUGAUUAUUGCAAUUAGUCUUAUAAAUAUCUUAAUCUCUAAAGAAGAUGA